Messenger RNA from Fibroporia radiculosa, 1572 nucleotides. RefSeq lists its product as uncharacterized. Gene Ontology annotation, molecular function: protein kinase activator activity; molecular adaptor activity. The transcript has 7 exons. Lineage: Eukaryota; Fungi; Basidiomycota; Agaricomycetes; Polyporales; Fibroporiaceae. Gene Ontology annotation, biological process: autophagosome assembly; activation of protein kinase activity; autophagy of peroxisome. The record is from RefSeq and is a predicted model, not a curated record. Bases 1 to 1572 code for a protein of 523 amino acids. Gene Ontology annotation, cellular component: phagophore assembly site; Atg1/ULK1 kinase complex.
AUGAGUUUCCAUUCCAUGGCGACAUCGCCCCCGGUCUGCUCUUCUCCGGGACAGCCUCAUCUUGUUUCUCUUGUCUUGCAAUCGAAGAAAGCUUUGCAGCACGGUGAGGCCUUAUGUGCUCGUGCCAGCGCUCUUUCGUCCGCGUCUUCGCAGACUGCUGUCGACGUACUCGCCCUGGAUGCCAAGGUCAGAUGGAUCACUGACGCAGUCCUUGAGCAGCUGAAGGUGUGUGUGCCGCUUGGUCUAGAGUAUGUCUUUGGCAAGCUCAGGUUGUCUUUUCGCGAGAUGGCUGCGCAGGUCGCGAAGAGCAUUGAACAGAAACGCACUCAAUUCGAGGCUCAAGUUGCAGAAUGGGACGCGAUACGCUCGCAGCGUACAGACGCUCUUGACACGAUACUGGAAUCGCUUGGCGCGCAAGUUGUUCCUCCAAGCUUUCAUGCCUCCCUUACAUCCGACAUCUCGCCAUUCGGUAAUCAGCGCGAUUCUGACGAGGAGGAUAGUGCCGGACUCUUCGGCGAACAACGGCCUGACCAAAGCCCUACGCACACCCUGCGAUCAGUUGCGCGGCCAAGGGUAAACGGUACACACAGUGCCCGUAGCUCCUGGAAGACAUUACGCGACUUCGUCAAUGAACGCGACAUUGAGAAGGCCCUCGAUCGUAUAGAGAGCGAUAGAGAUGCUUUGGAUGCAAUUCUGGCGAAAACGUCCGACUAUCCAGAGUCCUUGUCUGGUACUAUAUCCAACAUUGAGAUCACUCUUCCUGAUGGUGCACCACUGCCAUCUGUCAAUGAUGUAUUCGUAGCUCAAGAAGUCGCGUCGCAUAAGAUGGCAAACCUCCUAGAGAGUCUUGCAGGACAUUAUGAUCAAAUGUUCACUGCACUACACGAGCGAGAGGCCGGGGAAGAGUUUAGUGAAGAAGAUAUUCAGCAGAUGCAUCGGGAUACGAACGAGCUGCCUGCGGUUGUGACAGAGUUGGAGGAAAGUAUAGUAAUCGUCGAGACGUCUCACCAGCAGCUUCUAAGUGCGAGGCAGACAGCGCAGCAGCAAUUAGGGCAACUACGCUGUACUCUCGACGAGUUGGAUGAACUCGGGGAUAUUAUGGCUGAGAUGCUUGAGCGGCAGCAAAUCGUUGAGCAGAACGAAAGUAUUGAACAUUUAACGUUGCUGCAUCAACAUCUCAUUCCGAUCGAGGAGCUACAUCAUCAAUUCGCAUCGUACCAGUACUCCUACAGCAAGCUCCUCCUGGAGUUGGACCGUCGGCGCCAGUAUAGGGAGACUGCGGAGAAUAUUGUUAGGGGCAUGGUUGCGCAACUAAACGCGAUGACCGAAGAGGAACGUGUGUUGCGCGAAGAUUUUAACACGGAGUUCGGGAGGUAUAUUCCCGAAGACGUGUGUAUCUUCGCGCAGAAUAUACCGACACGCUGGAGCGUCGUCCCAUGGAACGACCAGCAGGUAGAGACCCUUCUUGUGGUUGACAGCGAUUUACUUGAAGAAGUAAGUGCAUCGUUGAUUUUACGCGAUAAUGGAAGUAACAAGCAACAAUUAAAAGGCGAGAUCGCGCCUUGGAGGUAA